Messenger RNA from Hyaloperonospora brassicae, 1014 nucleotides. The record is from the annotation of a GenBank genome assembly. NCBI's taxonomy places the organism in Eukaryota, Oomycota, Peronosporomycetes, Peronosporales, Peronosporaceae.
AUGCGCCUGAGCCACAUCCUUCUCGUCACUUCCAGUGCUGCGCUUGUCGCGUGUCCCACUGCGCACCCACUCGGCGCCAUUCAAAGCGCGCCCAGCGGUCAUUCGUCGCUAAGAACGGACAAGGGGUCCCAAGCAAACAAUGGCUCUCCACCGCCGUCAGGCACUGAAGCGAGGAUGGAGAUGGAGUGGCUCGUUCGCCUGCUUGAAUGCUUGCCGUUCGAUAUGAGAUCCGUGUUUGGACUCCAGGCUGCUCGAUCUUCGGGCAAUAUGCCCCCCUUGGUCGCGCUUCAUGACAUGCCUGAAAAUGUUUUGCGCGCGCUGGAACCCGCAAUCAAACAUUACAAGCUUGAUGCGCCGCUCUCGGUCGAGCCGAGACCCUUGCAUGGACACGAUGGUCUACCAGCUCACUCUCCAGACGAGCCGACACCCUUGCUCGGACAUGAUGGUCUAUCUGUUCACUCUCCGAACGAGCCGAAACCCUUGCUUGGAUACACCGGCACACCUAAAUUGAAAGCCGUCGAUGCCGAGAUAGAAAGGAUCGUGGCGGAGUCUGACCUCAAACGGAGGGCAGCCAUUGAAGAAGUGAAGGCGGCCAAUGACGAGCUGGUUGAAGCCGAACAGGCUGUUUCCAGAGCGAAAGGCGGUGCUGAGAAGGAUGCGGCGACUAAUGAAUUGGAGAAGGCCAAACAAGCUUCGGAUGUUGCCACCCGUAAGCUUAUGCGUUUAGGAGGCGCCGGACUUACGCCAGAAGCUGCCUAUGCAAAGGUCCAGGACAAACAAACCUUUGAAACUUACGUCGCGAUGAUCAUGGCCAAUUGGACGCCAGAAAAAGUUCUUGGGACUAGACUUGAUCCGAACAAAGUUGGGUUGUACGGCGAUGAUCUCAAAACUGCCAAAGAUUUGCUCUAUCGAAGCUACAACGAUUUCUACAAGACUCUCGAUGGCAUGGGCGUCGUGGAACGAUUGCUUAGGCUUUCAAAGGAAAAGAGCCCACCCGCUGUGCCCUCGGAAUGA